Molecule: messenger RNA, 2147 nt
Organism: Zeugodacus cucurbitae (melon fly)
Lineage: Eukaryota; Metazoa; Arthropoda; Insecta; Diptera; Tephritidae
Exons: 2
Coding region: 156-1424 (422 amino acids)
Cellular component (GO): extracellular region
Source: RefSeq, a predicted model, not a curated record
AAGCUAUUGGCCAUUUGAUAUAGAACACCUUCGCCCAGCUCAGCAGUAUUUGCGACACUUGCAAUCGCAUGCCAACUGCAACGCUUCCAUUAACAAAUCGUAGCAAAGUGUAAAAGAAAACACCCAAACUCAUACCCACAAACGCCGGAACGAAAAUGCGGUGGGUCAAUUGCAUUCAGUUGCGAACUAACUACCAACGGUGGCAGCCGGAGUGCAGAAUAACCAUAAAUCGAUUACACUUCAUAAAACAACGGUUUAUAAAAAUGUCACGGAGACAACAAACUAAAAGUGAAUUUGCAUUUCCCACUGUAAUUAAGUGCCUGAUCGGUGUCAUGAUAAUGGCAUUGCAAAUACAUACCAGCCUUGCGUGGCACUUGGCGCAGACCGGUCUCACCGAACCCUAUCGCGUGCGCCACCUAGCGCUCUACUAUACACGUGUCUUCCUCUGCAUUAGCGUGGAGAGUGAGCUAUUUCCCACGUUGAUCGCCACCAAGUGGCCGGAGAAUUAUGUACCCCUACAGAGCGCAAUUUAUCCGCAUCGUUUCGCACACGCGAAUGGUAAUCGAAGUGAUUGUGAAUUGAUACAGAAGGCCAUAUGGACGCAGGUGGAUAAUUUAGGACGGCUAUGGGUAUUCGAUGCGGGGUGGGAGCCCAAGCAAUCGGUGUCCGAGGGGGAGGCGGAGAAAGCGAUGAAAUUUUGUGCGCCGAAGUUGUUGGUUUAUGAUUUGAUACGCAACGAUGCAGAGGUUUUGCGCAUCGAUUGCAGCCGCUAUCUCACACCGAAAGAUAGUGAAAAAUUGGUCAUCAAAUUGGGUCCCAGUCCGGCGUUGUGUAAAGUGGAAAAGUAUGUUUACUUCCUACGACCCGACGACGCACACAUACUCGCUUACGAUAUAGUGGAGCAGAAGUGGCGACGCCGCGCGCUGCUCAGUCGCAAAUUCCAAGGCAUAAUUGAGGCGCCAUUUCCAAUUAAACCGAUCGACAUCGCUUUCGGCCAGCAACGUGAGCUACUCUUUGCCGAUGCGGAUGGCAAGUUGUAUGCAACGCCGAACUCGCAAUUGAAAACGAAAACGAAGGAAAUCAAGGAAAUCACAAAUGAUUUGAAUGCGAAGCAAUUAGAGCUGACGGAGUUGACGGCGGACGACGAGCCGAAUGCAAUUGAACUGGAGUUGUUAGGCAGUUUGCUAGGGCCCAGCAAAGGUAUGAUGAUGGAUGCGCGCACGGGUGAGCUCUUCUAUGCGGUGCCGAAGUACGGUGCAAUUGUGCGUUGCGAAUUGCAACGCAACUUGACGGCCGAAGACAAUGAGAUCGUCUACUUUACAUCGAAGAAUAUACAACAGAUAUUCUUUGGCUUAAGUGGUGCGGUGUGGUUGUUGACGGAUCGGCUGCUGGAGCCGGCUGAUCAUUGUUUUGCGAAUAUUUGAUGAAAGCGAGCUUAUAUAGUAACUAAAUCAUUUUUUAUAAUGAAAAAUACAGUUUUUUUAGUUUUGUAAGAUUAAGAUUUUUUACUUUAAAAAUCAUUUUGUAUUUUUUUACUUCAGUUAAAUUAUUAUUUUUUUUUAAUGAUUACACAACAGAUUCUUAAAUGUUUUUUUUCUUCGAUUUGGUCUACAUAUAUAUAUCAUAUAUAGUAUAAACUAAUGUGUACAUAUGUAUGAGUUUAUGUAUGCUAAGUAAUUUUUAUGCAUAAAAUAUUUAGCUAGAAAUGGGCAAAAACUUCAUUUUAAAUUAAAAUGUAUUCAUUUGAUUUUUUUUUUUCAAAUUUUUCUGUUUCAUACUGUUUUUUAUUAAAACUGCUAAUUCAAUUUAUAGGCAAUAAAUGGCAACAUUAUGCAUUUGAAAGUGAAUUGAAAAAUUAUUUAGCCGAAAAUUAAGUAAUAUUAAAGAGUAAAAUGUAGAAAAAAAACUUGUUUCAUAUUUGUGACAAGAGUUGUAAAGAAGUACUUAGAUAAAGAUGUGUGGCGUACAACUUUCUACUUCAAUUCUAGAAGAAGAGUAUUAUGUUCCUGUUGUUGCACGCAUUGACACAGCAGUUUUCCUGUAUUUCAAGCAAUAGCCUUGGUUUACAUGUUAAUACAUUAAACUAAAUGGUCUGUUGGUCAUAUUACCCGGCUUAACUUUGUUCGAGUUAAUAAUAAAUCAUGAAA